AUGGCACUAGCAAUGACUCGGAUACCCCGCCACUUUUCCAGCAUCGUCUCUGCACGGAGACGCCAAAUCCUGUUCGGUUCAGAAACGGCCGUUUCGGGUACCUCGACCAAUUAUGGAGAAGAGGCUUCUCGUAAGCUGGACUUCCGAUUAGCCUUCCUGGUUUUGAUUUACAUCGUGAAUUGUAUGGAUCGUAGUAAUGCAGCUGCAGCGAGGUUGCGUGGUUUCGAGGAGGACCUCGGCAUGACAGGGAACCAGUUCAAUACACUCAUUAGCAUCCUUUACGUGGGAUAUGCAUUGAUGCAAGCUCCUUUCAACCUACUCUUAGAUCGCAUGAAAAGGCCAUCAAUACACCUCUCAAGCUGCAUGGCACUAUGGGGUGCCAUUACCAUUUUCAUUGGUAUGUAUCAUGCUGCUCUUAUCUUGCGUUUCUUCCUCGGAUCUGUUGAGGCGGCAUUCUUUCAUUGUGCCGUAUUUCUUCUCUCACGAUGGUACAAACGCGAUGAGCUAGGGCUACGUACGGCGCUUUUUGAUUCGUCAGGAAUUUUGGCAGGCCUAGACGGCACUUUUGGUGUUCCGGCUUGGAGGUGGCUAUUCUUUGCGGAGGGUACUUUGACCAUCGUUGUUGCAGUGUCUGCAAUCUGGAAUUUACCAGAUUUUCCUUCCACGCCGAGUGUCUGGCUUACGCCUGAUGAACAAUCUUUGGCCAAGCGACGCAUGGAAGAGGAAACUGCGACUGGAGAUCGGCACCAGGCCCCCGUAAAGAUAUUUUCUGGAUUAGUUGAUGCUCUCAUGGAUUGGAAAGUAUGGUGGCUUGGUGCUACCCUUUCUUUUAUGGUAGCUUCUUUGUCAUGCAGUAAUUUGUUUCUAACACUAUCCGCUACAAUGGGUUACAACCCGACUAUCAGCCUCCUACUCUGCGCACCUCCGUGGAUUCUGGGAACUGCAACCUCAUUUAUUGUGGCCUGGCACUCCGAUGCAACUGGUGACCGCUUUUGGCAUAUCGCCGUUGCCUUUGUUAUCUUUGUGACCUGGGUCUUGAAUACCUUUUCCCAAACGCAGGCGAAACGCGCUGCAGCCACCGCAAUGAUCAACUCUAUGGGGAUAUGUGGCAAUAUCGGUGCAUCGUACUUCUGGCCUUCCAGUUGGGGACCUUCCGUUAUAUGCAUUGCAAUGUGCUGGGCAUUUAGGCAACACCUUGCCCGGUGUAAUAAGAUUACUGAGGCCGAAGAGCGGGCUCUAGGGCUACCAAAGGGUUUUAGAUAUCUCCUGCAGGACACGACAUUCGCAUCUGACUCGAACGGGAUCUAA
This is a messenger RNA of Suillus subaureus, 1308 nucleotides long. RefSeq names its product major facilitator superfamily domain-containing protein. Gene Ontology annotation, cellular component: membrane. Gene Ontology annotation, biological process: transmembrane transport. NCBI's taxonomy places the organism in Eukaryota, Fungi, Basidiomycota, Agaricomycetes, Boletales, Suillaceae. The coding region runs from base 1 to 1308 and encodes 435 amino acids. The transcript is spliced from 14 exons. Gene Ontology annotation, molecular function: transmembrane transporter activity. The record is from RefSeq and is a predicted model, not a curated record.